Molecule: messenger RNA, 1945 nt
Organism: Syngnathus acus (greater pipefish)
Lineage: Eukaryota; Metazoa; Chordata; Actinopteri; Syngnathiformes; Syngnathidae
Gene: dthd1
Product: death domain containing 1
Exons: 8
Biological process (GO): signal transduction
Molecular function (GO): protein binding
Source: RefSeq, a predicted model, not a curated record
UCAGACAUACCAGGCGUCUGCUUCGUCAGAGCACCUUUGGGCGGGGCCAAAGUCGUGCGCUGCGAGGUGGCCGACGCCUUGAGUUGCACGAUGGUGACCGGUGCCGAGGAGCUGGUGAGCCGGGUCAUCAGACUCCGAGCCGAAAGCGACCUCCACUUCCCUCUGACUUUGGCGUUGUCUUUCCGUGCACGUUACCGUGGCAGCUACAGAACCAUCAAUGUCAAGGUGGUGGAUGGCGAGGGCCGGGUCAGCUACCUCGUACCUGCAACGACAGAGGGCACGUACGGUGGGAAGAGGGGUUCCUUUGCAGAGGUUAAGGUGUACUCCCUAGGCUUGUUCGCUGUGAUUUCCUGUCUCAAACAGGAACAUUUUACAGUUCCGAGACGAGGCUUGUCAUACAAACUUCCUGUGGACCCUCGUGUCUGCCUCAAUUACCUACCAGGGUCCUUCACUGCCCCUGUACUGGUCCAGUACACGAUUCAGCCGCUCGACGCAGUUCUCCUGGCUGCCGUCAAGUCAAAAAGCGAAGCCUACCGCCGGGUGGUGUCCACCAGUCCAUUACUCUACCUCGCACAUCCGUCCUCUCAGACCCUACGAAGGCCUCUCACGGUCACCCUUCCUUGUCCACCAAAUCCUGACAAGAGGAAGGACAUACGGGAACAAGUGGAGGAAAAGGAACUCUGCCUUCCUCGACUUGCCGCCGUUCCCCCAGUGUGGGAUUGGACUUCUUACCAACGGAGGAGGAUUUUAGGUUCCUGCACACAGUCCUCUCAAGAGAACCCUGCUGAGCCUCUGAGUGUACUGGGCUCCAGGGACCAACAGUGGAGCGUUCCAGAAGAAGUCCUGAUCCGGAACCAUCAGAACGGUCUGGUGUCAUUUGAACUGACAGAGAGCUUUGACAGACUUCUCGUUGUUCGGCUUCUCUCUCCACUGCAACCUUGCCAUCUCAUCUCCCUGGCAGAAGAUCUGGUGGAGUCAGCCCGCCGCCACCAGGUCACUGUUGUCCUCUGGCGGCAUCGGGACGAUCCCCGCAGCGUCCUGGUGGCCGCUCUGCCCAGUCGGGAGCUCGGUUGGGAACUGUCUCGACUGCAGGCGAAGACCAACAGUGGUCCCAUGGAGACUUCUCCGGAGAUCUGCAUGGAGGAGGGGGACCAGCUUCUCCUCCAUCUUUGUGGAAAUGUCUCCUGUGCGGGAGCUCAGGUGAACGACAUUCUAGACCAGCGGAUCACUUUCCACUGCCAGCGCAAGAAUGAGCUGCUGCUGCAUCUGACCGAAGUGGACCCCUUUGGUAACUACAGCUCCCCUCACUACAAGGGCGCUGUCGUUUUCUACAAGGUCACCAGAGGUCAGGUGGAGCGACCAGAGGCCACGCUGGUCCAGACGGAAGUCAAAUAUCUCGGAAAGCCCGUUUGUACGCUGCCUCUGACUUUACCGAAGCGAGUUAGAACCAUCAGACGACCCGUCACGCCCAAGAUAACCCUCUGCGAGCGAAACGACUCCCUCCCAGACUCGCUGCUCCACUGGCUAUCAGGAGAACUUUCGGAAGAUGAGCUCGCCCCCUUGGCGAUUUCUCUACGUCUUCGCCGCAGCGCCGGCCAGCUGGUGAAGCUUCGGGCCGGGGACAGUUUGCCUGCGCAGGCCUUCGGCAUCUUGACCAUGUGGAGGAGGGAGCUGCCCGCUUCCCAGCUUCAGUCCAAAGUCCCCCAGUUAGCACAAUGCUUGGCUAAGAUCGGCCGACCGGAUCUCGCCAGAGAACUGCUGCUAUGACAGACAGAAGAACCCUAGCCGUUGACAUAAAGACGGCGCCUCAGAUUAUAUGCUAGCAUUAAACUACUGGAUUUGACUAAAUAUAGUUUGAUUUAACAGUUUGGACUCUACAUAGAUGUUUCUGUUAACUCGUGUCAGAUUUACACUCAACUCCAACUGGAAGUGACAAAUAAAUAAC